Bacillus rossius redtenbacheri is the source of this 1824-nucleotide messenger RNA. RefSeq lists its product as uncharacterized. The record is from RefSeq and is a predicted model, not a curated record. The transcript is spliced from 8 exons. NCBI's taxonomy places the organism in Eukaryota, Metazoa, Arthropoda, Insecta, Phasmatodea, Bacillidae. The coding region runs from base 460 to 1518 and encodes 352 amino acids.
UAAAUAACUAUGUUAAGAGAUGAACACGAUCAUUAUCUAUGAACACGAUAUUCAACUCAAAAAAUUUCCAAUCAUUUUGAAAUAAUAUGUUUAUACUUGUUAAUUUUAAACAAACGAAAUUGGUCUUGUUAAGUUAAAAUUAAGUUUACUAUCUUAAACUGCUUAACCCCGAGAAAAAUUUGGUGAAAUACUAUUCGUUUUUAAACAAAUGUUAAGUGUUGUUAGCUUUGUGUAAAAUUUAAAACAGAAUGGUGUAUUUAUUCAUUUUCGGGACCUUUUUUUUUUGUGGAAAAUUAUAUUAUAACUGUUAUUGUUGUUGGUGCACUUGGUUGUUUUCAUUUUUUUGUUGUUUUUUUUGGAGGGAACAGAACAAGUUAAAUUAGGAAUGCCUGUUUGUUUUUGGGUGUGAAGAAAAAAUAAUUAUUGACCUGGAAAUGUACAAAUUUGAUUUUAUGAAACAUGGCAGGCGAUUCCACCACCCUCCUGGCGCUGUCCAAGGUGCUUGGCCACUUCUCUCUCAAGGAGAUGAAGGAAGCUGUCAUCCCAGUUUUUGACAGCAAGGUCACCUUCAGUGAAGUGAGGAAAAUCAUGCUCAAAGAAAAUUUGUCUAUGUCAGCCAAGUGGACGCGAGAAGUUGUCCUGAGAAAAAUGAGCGAGGAACACAGACAUUAUCUGCAAGACAAGAUUUUUUAUUUAAAAUUACUUGACGUGGCUCUGCACGCGAGGAAACGCUGGACUUCGUGGGAGCUCAAGGAUAUGUUGGAGGCAGAAGACCGCUGGGUAGAGGAGAACAUAUUGCGCAAUGAAAUCCAGCACUGCUUCACUAGAGAAAAUUUAUUUGGGGUGUUUCAGGUGAUCUUGCAGCAGGGGAUAUUCUGGAUACUGAUCUGCUUGAAAUCGAAAAAUUUGGACAAGGGCAUUAAGUACCAUUCGCCGUUGUACUUCGCCUACGUUCCCGGGGAUGUCUACUUGUUCACAAUCAGGACAAUUCCGAAGGACGUUUUCAAGUUACUGACUAAGUCAGUUCUGGGGUACAGCAAAGUACAUAAGUGUUUGCUGACUGGACACUCUGUCAGCUCACUGUUCAAGCUCUUGAAGAACAAAGAACAGAAAGCUGUCAGUUGGAGGGACGUGGACGAAAAAUUUCUCUACCGCAGUCUCUCAAAAUUUGAAGUGGUCGAAUCAUCGAGAGGCUUGAACUUCGUCCAGAGCAGAAAGAGGCAAACGUACGCAAAAAACUGCAUUGGCGAGGAUCCUCCGGUUAUAGAUAAUUUUGUCAUUAAGGCUGAUGACAACAAGUGGAAGGGUGGUCCGGUAGUGCCCCACUUCAUGGGGAAAAACUUUGACACAGUGUUGAUCCUGAAGUCGAAGCACGUAUCGUACACUGUGGAGAAGCUCAUUGUGUAUGGGGUCAUCACCUCGCCAGCUCCGCCCCAUUUCGAGAAACUCAACUCGAUUGGCAGCAACGACUUGCUGAUAGUGCCCGAUGAGUCCGUCUUGGAGGAAGAAGGUGAUUGACUUCUAAAUUAUGCGUAGGGCUUACAAGAGGACGGAGUUUUAAUGCUUAUUCGUGAUAAGUGCCAUUUGCCUGCAUUUAUUUUAUUUCUUACCUGACUACUUUAUUGUGCAUUUUAUUUUAUAUAUAAAGACAUAGUUGGAGUCUAGUAAGACCUCAAAUUUAAUAUGUACAGCUUUAUUAUGUUUUUAGUCUAUUUAGUGUUGUAUAUUUUACUAUGUUCACUAUUUUAAUGUGUUGUACUGAUGGCUUUUUAUCUAAUUUUAAAACUGUGUAUAAGUAUUUAUUAAAUUGUUUGUAACAACCAA